This is a messenger RNA of Hevea brasiliensis (rubber tree), 1877 nucleotides long. RefSeq names its product GPCR-type G protein 1. The coding region runs from base 2 to 1408 and encodes 468 amino acids. Lineage: Eukaryota; Viridiplantae; Streptophyta; Magnoliopsida; Malpighiales; Euphorbiaceae. The record is from RefSeq and is a predicted model, not a curated record. Gene Ontology annotation, biological process: response to abscisic acid. Gene Ontology annotation, molecular function: abscisic acid binding. Gene Ontology annotation, cellular component: membrane. The transcript has 13 exons.
CAUGGAAGACAACUCCAUACGCAGAUCGAGAGAAUCACAAAAUUUAGAUUUAAGAGAUAAGCGGAGAUUAGUAGAGAAACUUUCCGUUAAUAUAGUGCGUGUGUGUGAGAGAGAGAUGGGUUGGGGAAUGGCGAUUUACGAAGGGGUGGUGGUGGUUGGGUCGCUUUGCUUGCUGGGCUGGGCGGGGUUGUGGUUCUUGAACCGGAGACUCUACAAAGAGUAUGAAGAGAAGAGAGUGUUAGUUCAGAUCAUUUUCAGCGUCGUUUUUGCUUUCUCUUGCAAUCUUCUUCAGCUCGUCCUUUUUGAGAUCAUCCCUUUCCUCUCCAAAGAGGCAAGAUGGAUUAACUGGAAGGUGGAUCUGUUUUGUUUGAUAUUGUUGUUGGUGUUUAUGUUGCCUUAUUAUCAUUGCUACUUGAUGCUUUGUAACAAUGGUGUAAGGAAGGAACGAGCUGCUCUUGGAGCCAUCUUGUUCUUGCUGGCCUUUCUAUAUGCUUUUUGGCGCAUGGGCAUUCACUUCCCAAUGCCUUCACCUGAUAAAGGUUUCUUUACCAUGCCUCAGUUAGUCAGCAGAAUUGGGGUCGUUGGUGUGACUGUCAUGGCUGUUUUAUCUGGCUUUGGAGCUGUGAAUUUACCAUACAGUUAUUUGUCCCUCUUUAUUAGAGAAAUUGAGGAAUCAGAGAUCAAGGCUUUGGAAAGGCAAUUAAUGCAAUCAAUUGAAACUUGUGUUGCAAAGAAAAAGAGAAUUAUUCUUUCUCAAAUGGAGAUGGAGCGAAUUCAAGGAUCAGAAGAGAAGUUAAAGGCUAGAUCUUUCUUCAAUCGAAUAGUUGGAACAGUUGUACGAUCAGUUCAAGAUGACCAAAAGGAGCAAGAUAUUAAAACCAUGGAAGCAGAGGUACAAGCUUUGGAAGAGCUUUCAAAGCAGCUUUUCCUAGAGAUAUAUGAACUUCGCCAAGCUAAGGAGGCAGCUGCUUUUUCUCGGACCUGGAGGGGUCACAUGCAGAAUCUACUUGGCUAUGCAUGUUCUGUCUAUUGUGUGUAUAAAAUGAUCAAGUCUUUGCAAAGCGUUAUUUUCAAGGAGGCUGGCUCAGUAGAUCCUGUGACUAGGACUAUCAGCAUAUUCUUGCAGUUCUUUGAUAUAGGAAUCAAUGCUGCAUUACUAUCACAGUACAUUUCGUUGUUAUUCAUUGGAGUGUUGGUUGUUAUAUCAGUUCGGGGGUUCUUAACCAAUCUGAUGAAGUUUUUCUUUGCAGUUUCCAGAGUAGGGAGUGGAUCUUCAAGUAACGUUGUACUUUUUCUGUCUGAAAUUAUGGGAAUGUACUUUGUCUCUUCUAUUCUUUUGAUAAGGAAAAGCUUAGCAAAUGAAUACAGUGAACACCUGAAAUUUGUCGGCUGUGUUCAAUUGGGCUAGCUAACAUACAUCAAGAAGAUGCUAUUUGAAUCCUAUUGCCAGAGGAACCAGAAAUUACUCCAAAACAUAUGUGCAAUCAGGAAAAAAAAAGGGCUUGUGUUGGAAAGCUUAUCAGCCAAAUUGCAGUAGCAUUGCAAUGUUCAAGUCCCAAGAACAAAAAAAUGUUGAUUCAAAAUUUCUUUUUAAUAGUUUCCAGCAGUGAAAAAGACCCCCAAUCCCUGUUUUUUGGUUGAUAAAAGCAAACCAAGUAAAUGUGACGCCAAAAUCACAAGAGUAGAGAUGAGAUUUCCUUCCCUUGAAUGCAUAUAUAUAAGUAGGAUCAGGUGGCUGCAUAUAUAUGAGUAGGAUCAGGUGGCUGCUAAUUAAUCAUUCGAUGCAUGAUUAUAAAUGACAAGGACCUUAUUCCCACAUAAUCAUACUGCAUGUGAAGUUGCAAACUGUUCUUGAUUUUAUCUAAUGGGGUAUCUCU